GGAAAAUUACCUACAUUCAGAAGUUAUAAUAAUAUAAUAAUCGCACAUUUCAAAGGUGCAAGUGUUUUAGUAGAUUAUUACACUAUUUCCCUCCUGAGAGUUCCAUGUCGCCCUUCUUCUGCGUAUUGUCUAAGAAUUAUUAGAAUUAGCACAGAACUUUUCCCUUUCUUUCGAGUGAAACAACCAGCCAUCCUCCUAUCUUCCUACUCAUAAGAAAAUCGCUUACCCACCAGGGCGUUCCGCACUAUCGAGUCCACGCAUCCGGGACUCGUCACGCUCAGAGCCACCGCGCCCACCUCUCCUCAAGGAUCACCGUUGCUUGACGGGAACUCUCGUUAAUACUAGCUAGUGGAGCUGUACCAGUUUGUACCGAGAUACCUAAAACUAAGACAUCGGACUACACGUGCAUCGUUUCCAUCGGAUACUUACCUACAUAGGUACCUGGCAAACCCUGUCUGCAGAAAAAGAAAAAAAAGGGCUGUGCUUGCUUGUUCAUUCCUAGACCAAAAACAUGGCUUCUUCAAGUAAGUCGGCGAGCCAAGCCUCCAUUUAUACUUCCCUUCCCUCCCUUGAAACUGCCUGUCGCUCGAGAGAGAGCGGUGGAGAGUCGAUGUCUCCCGGUGACAAUAUUUCUUUCAAAAACAAAAUCGAAGCAAACAAACAUCCAUCAGACGUACCUCAGAGCCAUAAAGGGACCGCUUCAAUGUUUUCCGCAAGAUCGCGGUUUGACCGCUUGUCAUCCUUCUUUCCGUCACUGAUCAGUACUCACCAUGCAGGUAAUCCCGCAGGUGGCCUUCACCGCAAGCCAAUGUCCGACGAAUCGCCCGUUCAAGACGGACCACCGAGUCUACCGAGUUUACCGCUAGUGCCAUCCGACCAGAAUGAAGGACUUGGAACCACGAUUCCGAACGAACCUUCCGACAACUCCACUACCGCCCGCCCCAUCACAGAUCACAGUAGGAACCCAUCCGAGGGCGAUAGCACAAGUCCCUCCGUGGGUAAAUUACGCAAAGGUGCUCCAGUACUAGACAAGAUACCUCCGAUCGAAAGCUUCGACGCUCCUCCAAGGGUGUCUACCUUUCACUUCACAGAAACUCAAUCGUCUCCAAAACUUAAGAAGGAGCAGAGACAGCGAAGUAGCUCCGUCACUAGUAGUAGUCAUAAACCAUCAAAUUCUCAAACGGGCCUAGCGCCUCGGCAAGCCUCGCCAACGUCUGAGUCAAGAACUCGAAGUGUAUCUGCGCAACCGCCUGCCACGCGAUCGACUCCGCCGUCUGGAAAUCUAGCCGUUUCCACUGCAGCUACUGCAACCACUGCGGCCGUGUCUCGUCCAGGGUCGAGCAAUGGAAGCCAAAGCCCAACCAGAGAUGCCGAACGACGCGGGCGAUUGAGGAGAAGUUGGCUUCCGGGAGGAAGGUCAAGAUCCCACUCGCAGGGUCAUAUACAUGUGCAUAGUUCGGCGGCAUGGAUUCUCGGGCAGAACGCAGAUUACAACACGUCAUUUCUUUCUAACGGUGAAAAGGUACCGGAGUUAUGGAACGAAGGCGGAAACAUAUUGAUCUACCUGGAUCCUAAAGGUGUUGGCGCGGGACCAUCGUUCAAGGUGCCUUCGUUUGUUGUGGAUUAUUCACUGGUUUUUGCCGAGCUUAUUGAGGCCGAGAUGGCAUCUCCGACCAGCUCAGGGAGGAGUCGCGCCCGCAGUUUCCUUGGCCGCGAUAGUCUUUCCAUCGAAGAUGCAACCAGAAGGGUUCAGUCGCCCCCCUUACCCGAGUCCGAGUGGAACGGGGAGUCACGUCUUUAUCUCCCCGUAUCUAUGUCCACUCCCGAACAUAGAUCACAAGCUGACAUGGAGCGAUUGGUAUCGAUUCGGAACAUGUUUGCAUUUUUAACUGGCCAACCAUUGGUAUGUACCAAGGAACAGCCAACCCUAUUCAGCGUAUUUCUGCACAUCUCCGCCUUAUUGAAAGAAUUCGAGUUUACGAACGCCGACGGCUCAACUUUUGGCGAUGCCGUCGAGAUGAGCUUCGGCUUCUUCAUGGACCAGAUGGCUCUUGCGGAUGUGAGACAUAGUAGAGAGAAGACGUUAGAGUCUCUCAUUCUAGGUGAGCGGAUGCGAUCGAUGAGCCUGUACAAUGAAGCGUUUGCCCAUGCCGUGGGUAAAUACUCGGCAAUUCGAGACCUAAACUCUCCUUUGUGGAACCAGGUGUCUCGCACUACGCGUGAGCGAUUAGAACGCGCAUAUUUCGAACUCGUAACUCGCCAGAACGGUGUUAAUAAUAGGUUGGAGUCGUUUGAAUUCCCGGCCCUGUUUUCCGGAGUCGCCAACUCGACGUCCAAUCAAGAUUAUAAGGACGUCAAAUUCCACACCUGGAAGAGGUCUUUCGGCAGGAUGAGACAGUUUGUUCUCAGCUAUUACAAGUCGAAUUUCGGGAGCUGGCCUCCGAAGGCCCGCAGCAAGAAGAACCCGUUCACAGAGAGUGGUCUGAACCGACAGGUCCUUAAGAUACUCUACUCGGAUUUCUGUGCCCUGUACGACCUCCUCGUUGACCGUGAGUCGAUAACAACACGGGUGAUUGACCAGAGUGCGGAGGAGACAACCGGCGACCACAAGAAUCCUCACCUCUCGGCUUUGCGCAAAGUUCUCGGGGAGUUCGACCAAUCUUCGCCUCCCGUACUCCCUCCGAUUCCGUUUGAUCUUCCCAAGCUACCCGAUAUGACCAGCGUUCAAGAGAACUAUUACGAGCUUCCUCCCCGGGACCGAAUGCGACUAGACAAGAAUCUGCAGGAAUAUCAGAUGCUCCUGAUUCUAAACAAAGCCUACGAUUUCGAAACAUUCAAACUCCAGAUCCCGUUUCUUACUGAGUUUAAGGAAUUCGAAUAUAAAGAGGCUAAAGGGAGGACAGCUGCGGAGAUGGCAGAUCAGCGUAUGGGCUACUGGUUAUUUCUCUAUGUCAUUAUCCAGUCGCUCCCUAUGUUAGUGGUGGAUGCUCCUGGCCUGCAGUUCACAGAAGGCGUGGAGUACUUCCUGUGCCAGCCACCGAGAGGCCAGCCACCUUGGAUAGAGGACGCGCCUUCGGUGCAGAAGAGAUGGUACGAAGUGGCCGGCGGAGGUGGCCUAGUGGAGCUUUCGACCGACGCCGUGGAAUUCAGCAUCGAGGGUAUCUACCACCGAAGCCACUGCUGGUUGGCGGCCAAGCGCUGGGAGCUUGGAAGCGACCCCGCUCCCCCACCGCCGCAAGAGAGCCUGUCGCCGCUUCAAGCGCCACAGUCUGUGUUUACGGAUAUGGACCCUGGCGUUUCGACGAGCCCGGCCCCUAUCAACCGAAGCGAGUCUCCCCAGACGGGCCCUCCAGGAGUAGCGCUGAGGCAAAGAACGGCAUCUCCGGGCACUAGGCAGUCUUACCGAAGCAGCAUAGCUUUCGGGCUCGAGCCAGUUCCUCUACCUUCAGACAGCAUGUCGGGGUCGCGGAUUGUCAGUGCCAGAGGCGUGUCCCCGGUCCAACGACCAAUUAGUGCCGUGAUGAAUCGUAGUAGAUCUUCAGGUAACUUAGCUGGUCUCCCAGAUUCUCCCGUUCACGCGCAUGCGGAGUCGAGGAACAGUUCACGACAAGAUUCUGUCGGCGGGAGUACAUUUGACGAUAUCUUAAAAGACAUGGAUCAGAAACCGAAGAAGAAGAGAGGGUUUUUCUAACAAUUGCAUUCACGAUUUACGAUCUUGUCAUUUUUUCCCGAACAUCUUCCGUCAUGUUUUCCCUUGGAACUUUUGGUUUUGAAUGGCUUGAGGUUUGCAUGGUCUAUGAAUUACAGUGGGCAUAUAAAGGGACGUCGGGAAAAUCAUACACAGCAGCACUUGCAUAAACCGGAUUCUUGGCUGAUUCAAAAUAUAUACCGUAAUUCUUCGUCGACUUGACGAUAUUUAUUUGUAGCCAACAAGGAUAACAUCAUAAAUUUGAUCAUUCCCCAGAAAGGGGUUGUACUAGGUACUCUCUACCCACAUAAGCGAAGUCAUAUGAAGGAAUGUCACCUGGUGACGUAUGACUUUAGUCUUCCGUUCAGACGUUGAUUUGGUGUUACUUAUAUUCAGGUACCAGUGCCUACGUACACUAGGUAAUAGACUAGGUACCGCUACAGGGGUGGAACGUGUC
Annulohypoxylon maeteangense is the source of this 4145-nucleotide messenger RNA. RefSeq lists its product as uncharacterized. Lineage: Eukaryota; Fungi; Ascomycota; Sordariomycetes; Xylariales; Hypoxylaceae. Bases 512 to 3691 code for a protein of 1059 amino acids. The transcript has a single exon. The record is from RefSeq and is a predicted model, not a curated record.